Molecule: messenger RNA, 2200 nt
Organism: Leguminivora glycinivorella
Lineage: Eukaryota; Metazoa; Arthropoda; Insecta; Lepidoptera; Tortricidae
Exons: 10
Coding region: 318-2186 (622 amino acids)
Source: RefSeq, a predicted model, not a curated record
GGAGUAAUACUUGUAUCAAAUAGCCGAAAAUCCAUGAGAAAUCUUUGUUUAUUUUACUGCUCACUUUUCUUCUUUCACUAUUUCCAGUGAUCUGUCAAAAACAGCUGACAUUCUCGGCAUAUUCUUGGGGAUUCAAAUUUAUGAUUAUGAACGAAGAAAAGUGAUCAAAUUUUCAUUAAACUAAAAUAAUUUCAAAACUAUUAUUACGUAUAAUAAAUUACUGUAGUAGUUAGCUGUUAUAUUCUCAUAGUAUUAUUAAAGUAUUGGCUCAAAAAUAUUGGAAUAUAUAAUUUAAGUGGCAUUGUUUAAAAGAUACAAUGUCCCUGACCCUGCUGAAGCAUGCGUGGCGAAAUGUCGUGAAGAGCAACCAGCUCAGCCUCACAUCCGUCCACUCCAGGACACUCUCGUCCAGCAUCUCAGAUAUAACAAAGUCGUCAACGACGAGCAAUGACCAGCUGACGACGCGGCUGCAGGCGGCCGUGACGGCGGGCGCCGUGCUCGCCGCCGUGCAGAGCUCGCCCUCCGCCACCGCGCAGCACAUGCUGCAGGCGCUGCGCUGCCUGUUCCUGCUGCACCGCGCCGGCAAAUUCGAGAAGGAGCCAGAAGAAUUAAUAAAAGACCCCGGCUUCAGCAUGCUCUGCCAGAACUUCAAAAAGCACGCGCGCGCGCUCGAGCUCAACGAGGCCAUUGAAGCCACCAAAGUCCUCUCCUACCUCAAAGUCCCCGUCGACUCGCUCAUAGUACAAACCAUGCUUCAACUCAUUAGGUGCAACAUAAACAAUUUAAAUCUUAGACAGAUUAUGUUCUUAGACUUUUUACUUAAUCAAUAUGAUACGAAGAAUCAUUUAGUUGAUGCGUUGAAACUAGCGCUUCCCUUAGCUUUCCAAGUGCAUCUGCCUCUUGAGAUGGACAAUGAAGAUUUGCCGUUGCUGAGGGAUAUGCUGUACUACUGCUGCGCGCACGAGUUGCCGGACCGCUGCAUCAACAAUGUGGUGACGGGCUUGUUGCUGCACGAUCAGAGCAUAGACGCGCACGCGGCCAAGUCCAUUAUAUGGUCCCUUUGCGAUGUCAACUGCACUGAAGAAUUGUUCCCGACUAGAGUUCAGCUCCUCCACAUCUGUUUCGACAUCCUAAGUCAGUCCCUGAACCGGUUAUCGUACGACGAGGUGCUCCGCACGGCCGCGCGCCUCAAGGGCCGGAUCCUGGAGAAGCACCCGGAGUACUACCACGAGCAUCUCAUGGACGCCAUCGCCAACUAUGUGGUCGACAAGCGCAUUCCGUUCGAGAAGGGGCUGCUGGUAGCCAGAGUACUGUCUAGACUGGCCCACAGCCACCUAGGCCUGGUAGAAUACCUCUGCCAGGAAGUCGUCGCGAAUCCCAAGACUCUCGAGAACGCGCGCACCAACAUCCUGUUCGGAUUCAUCAACUGUCUCUCCAACAACAACCACAUGCCCGACAAGGAGCAGUGGGAGGAGAUCCGGCGACAGAUCUCCGGCAACCCCAUACUGGACGCCAAGCACGCCGCUCUGCCCUGGGUCAAGGUGUGCCUGGAGCUGGCGUCGCUGGGCCACUACGACGACCGGCUGCUGAAGCGCGUGUUCUCGCGCGAGUUCCUAGACGAGUUCCUGAGCCGCCCCGACUGCACGCUCGACUACCUGCAGCUGCUCACCUUACACGAGGCGGUGCGCGCCUUCCACAGCGAGGAGUACCAGGUGCCGGAGUACAUUCUAGAAAAGGCAAAGAGCCUGUACCCCACGCACGCGCUCACGGAGCAACUUCAGAAGAACCUGGCGCAGGCGGUGGGCGCGGCCGACGUCGUGGCUAGGAACGUGCUGCUGCCCUGCGGCAUCGUAGCAGAUGUGCUGAUGUGUUUGAAAAACGGCUACCCCGUGUCGCUGCCGGUCACCGACGGCCACAAGGUGCCCGUCGAGACACUCAACUUGCCGGAGGGAAGCCUGCCCGUGUGCAUCCUAAACUUCAACCAAGGCUGUUUCUCGAUGAACAGCAACCGCCUGCGCGGCACGUUCCGGCUCAUUCUGGAGAUCCUCGAGAAGCAGGGCUACGCGGCGGUCGCCAUCAACACUCGCGCCUGGCUGGCCGCGCCGGCGCACGAGCGCGCGCCGUACCUGCUGCGUGAAGUCGGCUACAAGUGCGCAGAGUGCGGCCUCAAGCUCGCCACCACCUGAUAAUAAAUGUUGUU